AUGAAGGUGUUAUCCAUGUUGUGGUUAAUAAUCAAAUUGGAUUUACUACAACUUCCAAUUGAUAGUAGAUCUGGUUUAUAUUGUACAGAUGUUGCUUAAGGCUAUUGA
Paramecium tetraurelia is the source of this 108-nucleotide messenger RNA. RefSeq lists its product as uncharacterized. The transcript has a single exon. Lineage: Eukaryota; Ciliophora; Oligohymenophorea; Peniculida; Parameciidae. The record is from RefSeq and is a predicted model, not a curated record.